Messenger RNA from Amphiprion ocellaris (clown anemonefish), 2064 nucleotides. RefSeq names its product pipecolic acid oxidase (gene pipox). Gene Ontology annotation, molecular function: flavin adenine dinucleotide binding; L-pipecolate oxidase activity; sarcosine oxidase activity. Gene Ontology annotation, cellular component: peroxisome. The transcript has 8 exons. NCBI's taxonomy places the organism in Eukaryota, Metazoa, Chordata, Actinopteri, Pomacentridae. The record is from RefSeq and is a predicted model, not a curated record. The coding region runs from base 32 to 1198 and encodes 388 amino acids.
CUGCUGUGUCUGACUGCUAAUUACAGCAAACAUGUCGACUAACCAGGAGUUUGACUGCGUAGUGAUCGGAGCCGGGGUCCAGGGCUCCUUCACGGCAUAUCAGCUGGCUAAACACAAGCAGAAGACUUUGCUGCUGGAGCAGUUCAUCCUGCCCCACACCCGAGGAAGCUCCCAUGGUCAGACCCGUAUCAUCCGCAAGGCCUAUGACGAGGACUUCUACGUCAACAUGAUGGACGAGUCCUAUGAGCUGUGGGCUCAGCUGGAGAGGGAGGCGGGUGUCAAACUGUACAGACAAACAGGACUCCUGGUUAUGGGACCAGAGAAGAGUCACUAUUACGAGCAAGUCAAGAACACCCUGCAGAGGAACAAGGUUCCUAUGGUCACCCUCACCUCUGACAACUUCAACCAGCACAUCCCCCAUGUCAAACUGACUGAGGGAAAUGGAGCAGUAGUGGAAGUGACAGCUGGAGUUCUGUACGCUGACCGUGCACUCAAAGCUGUACAGGCACAGUUUCAGAAGCUGGGUGGGGUGAUAAGAGACAAUGAGAUGGUAAUGGACAUCAAGCCAGGCCCUAUUGUCACAGUGUCAACAUCUGCUGGUGUUUAUCGAGCCAAGAGAGUGGUGAUCACCGCUGGACCCUGGGCUAAUAGGCUGCUGGCCCACACUGGCUUGCAGUUGCCCCUAGAGGUGGUGAAGAUCAACGUAUGCUACUGGAAGGAGAAGGUUCCAGGAUCCUACGAUGUAAGGCGGCGUUUUCCCUGCUUCAUACUUACUGAGAGUCAAGAGUCUAAAGAGCACAUCUAUGGCCUUCCAUCGAAUGAAUAUCCCGGGCUUGUGAAGAUUUGUUACCAUACAGGCAGCAAGGCAGACCCAGACCAGAGAGACCAGCAGACUGACAGAUCCGAUAUCAACAUCCUCCAGCGCUGCGUUAAGCACUGUUUUCCUGGCCUGAUCCCUGAACCUGCUGUAGUGGAGAGCUGCCUGUAUACGCUAACACCUGAUCGUCAUUUUGUGCUGGACUGCCACCCCACCUACAGUAACAUUGUGAUUGGAGCGGGUUUCUCAGGUCAUGGCUUCAAAUUUGGACCAAUCAUGGGCAAGCUUCUGUGUGAACUCAGCCUGGGAGAGGUGCCCUCCUAUGACCUUUCACCUUUCCGAAUCAGACGCUUUCAGGCAAAGAGCAAAUCAGCUUUAUAGAGCUGGGACUGGAUACUCAAGUCUUUCCUAAUUACAGCAGUUGCAUGUUUUGAGUUUAUUGUGGUAAUCUCGCACUAAACAGAAGCACACAGUGAAUAUAGUUUUGCUUGCUGCUUUUUUGAUAGUAAUUUUUUGUUGCCAGUUUAACUGUGUAAUCUGCUAUGUAGCUGUAAAGCAUCAUGAAAUCCUUCAUUGUGUUCAUAUUAGCUGGCCUUCUGCUGUAAUCUGAAUUUUCUGAAGAAAAAGUUUAACAUUUUAGAAAACAGGUUCUCUAGGUAUGAGAAAGAUGAGAAAAUUGACCAGUAAUGUCUUAGCAAAACACCUGAAAAGACCAUGGGAACUGUUAGCCUUUGUCUGAAUUUUAAAAGCUAUGAAACACUGUGCCAAAACGGGAAGUUGUGGAGUCUUGUGAAGUUGGUUUUGCACAGAACACUACACUACCUCUUUAAACUGUCUUUAUAAGAUUUCAACAGAGAUACAUUUAUAGUAGUUAAUAGUACUACAGACUGAGGCUUGCUUCCCCCCCCCACCCCUCCGUGUCCAGUUUUUAUACUAGGCUUAGACACAAUUACCAUACAGAAUCAUCUAACUCUGGCCAAAAGAGCAAAUAAACACAUUUUCCCUUUCUUCUAACAUCACAUAUAGGUGAAACCUAGUUUGUGUAAUACACAAAUACACAUAGCCAUGUUUCAUGCUAAAUCUCUUUACAUUUAUGCAUGUGCUGAGCAAAACCUUGACACAAAAAAAUGAUUACUGUAACACCAAGACAGCAGGAUGAAAGCAAAAUAUGCUUAUUAUGUGAAGUGUCCUGAGAUGACUUAUGUUGAUAUUUGGUUGAUAAAUAAACUGAACUGAAUAAAAUUGUA